Molecule: messenger RNA, 2799 nt
Organism: Oikopleura dioica
Lineage: Eukaryota; Metazoa; Chordata; Appendicularia; Copelata; Oikopleuridae
Source: the annotation of a GenBank genome assembly
AUGAGCGCAACCACACUCACAGCAGCGCGAUUCUCGCAGAGGGUAAUCAAAGAUGCGCACAGUAUCGCCCAGGACUCCCAGAACUUGACUUUCGAUGCAAAGCCAAGCAUCGAAACGGCGCUAAAAUUGCUGACGGCUCCACAAACCUGCCAAAUGUACGGCCGUCAGCUCUCCUAUCUAGAUCGCCUCGCCUCUCGAACCCGCACAUGUGGGGGAGUCCUCCUUUCUGAAAUUUCCUCGUUCACGAAAUUACUCACAGUGUUAGAAGACAAAUUAUCAGAAGUACCAGACUACAAAGUCGCAAUCAAACAGUUAAUCUCCGUAAUCACAGGCGCCCUGCUCAAGCAGAGAACUUCUGAUGAAACAAAUUUUGCAAAUGACACUGUUCAAUUAUUAGAAAAGGUCGUCAUGCUUUUGAGAAUCGGCGAUUUUGAGCUUCGGCAUGGAAUCAUAAGAAUGAUUGAAGCAUUCUGGUCAGCAGAACAAGUCGAUAGCGAUGUAAGAAAAGUUCGAAGCGGACAUCUGAAGGACAAUAUUCACGAGAUCAGACCUUGCACCAAAGAUUAUCAACAGUCGAUUGUCGAAAGAUCAAAUAUUAUUGUAACUAUUAUCCAGGCCAUGGCUCUAUACAGUAGCGAUCACAAACUCCGGCUCUUUACUCUUACUGUAUUGGAAAAAUUGACGAUGACUAGUUCACUGAAUUGUGAGAAAUUCGUCAAAGCAAAGGGCCCAGAGUAUGUGGUACUGUUGAUGGCUGAUGCUAACAAGCAACUGCUUCACAUGCUGAUCGAUCUUAUCUGGAACUCGCUUGAAAACGGUCCUAAAGAUCAAGUUGUUCUUCAGCUCAAAGGAAUGACAUCGUUAACAUCAAUGUCCGCCGCGUUCCGGAAGCUUUUACGAUCGCCCCUUUCCGAAUCUGACAAGCAAAUGCGCAACGAUCUUUUGACAAUUUUCAUGCAACUUGCGCGGGAAUGCCCCGCUGCAGCCUUCAUCGAAACCAAGUUUCUCGCUGACCUGAUCAAAUUUGGCUGCUCCCAAAGCUCAAGACACUUGACGAAUGCAUCAGCCGAUUUCGAAUUUAUACAAAUGCUUCUGACAUGCGUUACAAUAUUAACAGAGGACUCGGGCUCGUUGAGAGCAAUUAGCGAGACAAAUUUUAUGGAAUUUCUGCUACUACCCGUUCAAAAACUUGAUGAAACAUAUCCAACAAGAACAGUUUAUCAAUGGUCUAUCGCUCAGAAAGAAGAGCUCCAGCUACUAUCAUUAUCAUUGUUGGCAACGAUAGCGCCAAAACUAGCAAAGAAAUUUUAUGAUCUAACUGGACCCCAUCUUCUGAUGUCCUUCCUCUUUUGGUCCUUCCAGACUGACUUCAGUGGACACGGAAAUGGAAUUCUCGCUACUGGAGGUCGUGGAUCGGCUCGUGCUCAAUGUCGACUUGCUCUAAGAGUCAUUCGAGCACUUUGCUCUGAAACAGACGGUCUCGAUGGAAUCAAAGAUCAUUUGAUCACGAGUUUCUUGCAGGAAGGCGUAAUGGAGCUUCUAUUAUUGACUCUUGCGAAUGUCAACAAUAUCACUGAAAACAAAGUCAAUGAUUUUGUUUACAUAGAAGAUGAUCAAAUUGAUCUGGAAAUGCAAGAAGACAUGCUCGUCAUUAUCUCAUUGAUUUGCGAAUCUGAUCCAGCUCACAAAGAAGCCUGCGUGGAAACAAAACUCGUGCAGAUCAUUAUUCAUUACCUCAGAGAUUUACCUGGUAAAGUCGUUUCUGGACUCCGAUGCGAUCAGCUGCUUCUUGGAGUUUUGGACUGUCUUUUCAACAGCAUUCUCGGAAACGAAGGUGCAGAAGAUAAAUUCUUAGCACUUGAAGGCGCUUUCUUACUCGCCGAUCUGUUGCAGAAAACGCCCUCUGAAAUGCAUCCAAUCGUUUUGAGCAGUCUUGUCGAGCUGACUGAGAAUCCAAAGUCUAUCAGGCACUUGCUGACUUGGAGAGGAACUGACCCUAAUAAUGCUAAUCAAUUCAUCAGUUUGCCACAGCUUCUUAUCCAACUUUGGCGAGACGAAGAAAAACGAAUCGGAGUUCUAAGAGGCCCUCUUGGCGAGCUUGUGGAUAAAGAAUUCCCUCUCGCUGGAGAAAGCCAAAGAAAUGCGAUCAUCAACCAGACAGAAAUCAUUCCCGGUCUCGAGAGCGCUGCCCUUGGAGAGAUGUCCGAAAACACGAGGACGAGAAUUUACUGUCUUUUGAGUCGCAUCGGUUUCGGCGAUCUUCCUGGUGUUCAAGCUCAAUCUGGCGACUUUGUCACCUUGGCUGUCAUCGAAAAGUAUUUUAAUUUGAAAAUCGGAGAAGUCUGGGAUGAAGUCUUCAAUGAAUUGGAAAAUGAAAAUACCAAAUUAAUCGAGGCUGAUGCUGAAGCAGCAGAGACGAUCAAAACAUCAAAACGCGAACGCGCGAAAGUUAUUAUCAAUCUCCAGGAGGACCUGAAGGUCGCGAAGACGCAGCACGAGAAUCACGAGGAGCGACAGUUGUUCAACAAGAUUCGCGAAAAGUAUCGACAAAACGGAAAGAUGGUCGAGAAAUGGGAGGAUUAUGUGGACAGAACUUCCAAGUAUGCGACGCUUCAGGCAGCCAAGCACAACAUGGUCAACCAGAUUGAACAGUCGAGAACUCGACAGGACUCUGACGCUACUCACCAUAAGUUGAACCUCGAUUUGACGACAACCACAUUCCAAGGUCGACAUAUUUUCGUUGAAUCCACGCCAUCAGAACUCGCUCGAAACUCUGAAGCAAGAUAUGAGACCAACUGA